Molecule: messenger RNA, 1718 nt
Organism: Ziziphus jujuba (common jujube)
Lineage: Eukaryota; Viridiplantae; Streptophyta; Magnoliopsida; Rosales; Rhamnaceae
Exons: 3
Coding region: 470-1531 (353 amino acids)
Molecular function (GO): polysaccharide binding
Source: RefSeq, a predicted model, not a curated record
CUUGGGUCUCUGUAUGAAGCCAAUAUCCAAAUGGUUGGGAAAAUAAAAAUUAGUUUCUUCUUUUCUAUUUCUUAGUACAUUAAAAAAAAUAAAAAAUUAAUCUCUUAUUCGACCAUAUAUUUUAAGAAAUUAAAAUUUGAUUAGACAUAAAAUAUUAGUUUAUCAAUUAAUUAUGUAUUUUUCCUCCAUAAAAUAAGAAGCAAAAAGAAAAUUAUAUUUUACUUGAUGUUAUGGAAAGUAUUAGAAUAUUCAGAAAAGGAAAUACAACGAAAAUUGUUGGCAAUUUUUUUAUUGAACCCAUUGGUUGAAUAGUUGACCUAGACUUUAAAAGGUCGUGGUACAAAGUCCAAAGUCAGGACAAGAGUAAAAAAAUCAUAGAUAUCACCACUUGUUGAAUGGAUGAGAAAAUUUUGCCCAAUUGUUAUAGUGUUAUGAAGAAACGAACACAAUUUUGCUAAAACAAAGCACCAUGAGACAACAACAACAAAAAUCCACUAUUGUUCUCCUUGGUUUCUUCAUCUCUCUGUUUAUCACUGAAUUAGUUGAUGCUAGAAACCUCUAUCACCAAAUUUGCACUUCUUCUUGUGGAGAUAUCAAAAACAUCAGCUACCCUUUUCGCCUAAACACCGAUCCAACAAGCUGCGGAGACAAAGACUACGAACUUUCUUGCCAAAACAACAAAACCAUCUUGGAAUUCCAUUCACAGAAGUACAUAGUCAAGCAAAUCUCCUAUGGUGAUCAAACAAUCCGCCUGGUGGAUGUGAACUUCGAAAACGGAACCUGCAACCUUCCUUCCGGAUCCGAACCAUAUCCGGAGAAUGUAUACGAGACGAUCACCGGCGAUUAUAGAUAUCAGGGAGGACCUGUCAUCGGCCAGCACUCCUACAUCAGCUUCUUCAACUGCUCUGCAAACAUUACACACCCUGCUUAUGCCAGAGUACCCUGUUUCAACAUUCGCGAUUCGUCUUAUUUUAUAUAUGCUGUUUUCCAAGGCUACUUACGGCCGGAAAUGGAGACGUGCUUGCUGAUUUCCAUGUCUCCUGCUGAUUUUUCUGCUGAUAUCAGAUUCCCUCCUUAUGAAACCAUCCGUCAACUGUUGCGGUCGGGUUUCGCGCUGAGUUGGUCGCUUUUUUGCCGUGAUUGCAUUCGUUCUGGUGCUUUAUGUUCAACAAGUUCGUGGGAUAAUCCUUUGGCCUAUCAGUGUGAAGAAAUCUAUUCAGUGGCUAAAUACACAAUAUACUGGGAUAUCUCACUUCUUGGCUCAUUUCUACUAGAGCUGAGUUUUUGUGGGAGGUACAUGUUUGCUCCAUUGGUGAUAUAUGUAUUCCUUAUCCACAAAUUUUGUACAAGAAAGAAGACAGUUGAAGAAGAUUCUUGUAAGUCGAUGAACGACAAGGCUGUGGAGAUGGUGGAAGGGGACGUCAAUGAUGUAAAAAUGCGUCCACCACUUAUGUUCAUUGAAGAGAUUGAAGACGUCCAAUCGGAUUCCUCAACAGAGUGGCUUAUAACUGAGUCAAUGGAAAAAAGCUAGCAUAAAAUGUUUAGUUUGUUGGUUAUCGUUAUUAUUUUUUUUUGGGCCUUUUAUGAUGUGAACGUUUUACAAUUAAAAAAAAAAAUAAUACGGUUGAAGUAAAUGUAAUCUCUAUGUAUUAGUUCUAAUCCCUUCAAUUAAUCAAAGAAAGAACAGGGAUAUCAAUUUAAGCAUUUGAAAGCUGUAA